AUGACUUCGAAAGAAUUGGAAUUACAAAAACGUAAAACUUAUUUACAAAUUUCGGGCACAGCCUGUUCAAAUUGUCGUAAAACCAGUAGGGAUGUAGGAGUUGAAUCACUUUUUAGAUGCUCACGUUGUCGAAUGUCCGCCUAUUGUUCAAAGUCUUGUCAAAAAGAAGACUUCAGUAAUCAUAAGCAUUUCUGUACAGCAGUUGAAGAACUUCAUAAUUUUGAAGAAGCUUGGUAUUCUUGUAAUGAAGAAUCAGAAUGGAAUAAGCGACAGAUUUAUCAUAUGCAAUUAUUAUCUGCGCCACUUGAUAGAGAGUUGUCGAGUUAUGAGAGAAAUGCGUGGCUACAUCAACCAAAAUGUCAUGUUUGUUUCAGAACUAGCAAAGAUUUACAAAAUUAUCAACUUUUGAUCCCAUGCUCGCAAUGUUUAAUUAUAUUUUGUUGUUCUCAAGAACAUUGGAAACAACAUCGAGAAAAGCAUCUAACUCUUUGUAAAACAUAUCAAUUAAUGAUUAAUUGUGAAAGAAUAAGAUAUCAAGAUACUUCUGAAACUCUAUGGGCUCCUGAAGAAUGGGAUGAAAGUUCUAUUUAUCCACCAUUACCUAAAGAUUGGAAUGGAUAUUUUAAAUGGAGAAAGAAUUCUCAAUUUAUUCAACUUGAUACUUUAUGUAGAGUUAUCACUAAUUCCCUUUCACUACCAUUAACAAUUUUAUCAGCAUUGGAAAGAUUUUAUACUCGGAAUGACUUGCGAUCCCUUGAAGAAAUGGUAAUUCAUAUUAUCGGGGCCAGUCAAUAUGAGAUAUUAGCGUUAAUGACUUUUGAGGAAAUAAUGCAUGUACUCCCAAACUUAAAAACACUUCGAAUCAUUUUGAUUGGAUUGGAAAUGCCACAACAAAAUUCCGGUAUACCAUUAUCAUGUUGUUCGCGUUGUACUGAUGCGAAUCGAAAACGUAUCUGUGCAUUCUAUCCUAUGUCAUAUCAUGAAUAUGGUUAUUCUUCGAAUUAUACAAGCCCUCAUAUUGCGGUAGGAUUCAACAUUGGACUCUAUGAAGAAAAUACUGAACUCUGGAAACCUACAAUUGAAUUUUUAUUGGAAAAAGUAGUUCCCUGUAUAUUGACAUCAUAUUCUAAGGAAGAAGCUACCCAAGAUGUAAAAAUUUUAAAAAGUUGGGGAACAAAAAUUCUUGUAGGAGCAAAAGAAAAUAAAUGGGGAAGCACCAUGCCACUACUUGAACCACAAAAAAUUGACAAAUUCUAUUAUAACAACUUCUUUAAAACCAUUUUUCAAGGUCGUUCUUAA
Molecule: messenger RNA, 1299 nt
Organism: Diversispora eburnea
Lineage: Eukaryota; Fungi; Glomeromycota; Glomeromycetes; Diversisporales; Diversisporaceae
Source: the annotation of a GenBank genome assembly